CUUGACGCACGUUCAUUCCUCACCGUCUGAAGGAACCCUAAAACAGUCACUUGUCGUAUUUUGAAAAUUUCGCCGCCACUAUCCGCCAUGUUUGUAGAGUUGGUUAGUGGAUGAUAAUAUUGGAAUGUUGAGAAUAUAUGUUAAAGUAAAACAAUUCUUACUAUCAAUAUGACUGCGAGAUUGAAACAUAUCGAGGUGGAAAAUUUCAAGUCCUACAAAGGACGGAAAGUAAUAGGACCUCUUAAAUCAUUUAAUGCUGUUAUUGGCCCAAAUGGAUCAGGAAAAUCAAAUUUUAUGGAUGCUAUCAGUUUUGUUAUGGGUGAAAAGACACAAAGCUUGAGAGUAAAAAGAUUGAGUGACUUAAUUCAUGGUGCUGCAAUUAGUAGACCUGUCUCUAGAAGUGCCUCAGUAUGUGCUGUAUUUGAUGUUGAUGGAACGGAAAUGACUUUUCAGAGAUCUGUUCAAGGUUCAUCAUCAGAAUACAGGAUCAAUGGCAAUGUUAUUUCUUCAAAUGAGUAUCUUUCUGAACUAGAAAAAUUAAAAAUUAAUGUUAAAGCUAAGAAUUUUUUGGUAUUCCAAGGAGCUGUAGAAUCAGUAGCUAUGAAGAAUCCCAAAGAAAUGACUGCUUUGUUUGAAGAAAUUAGUGGAUCCGGUGCCCUCAAGGAGGAAUAUUCCAAAUUUCAACAUGAAAUGCUGAAAGCUCAGGAGGAACUUAAUUGUGCUUAUCAGAAGAAGAAAGGAAUUAAUGCAGAGAAAAAAGAAGCAAGAUUAGAAAAGGAGGAAGCUGAUAAAUAUGCUCGACUCAAAGAUGAUCUGAACGAUAAAUUGACUGAACAUCAACUAUUUCGACUAUUUCACAACGAACGCGAAAUGAAAAAUUUGGAACAAGACCUCAAAUCGAAACAAAAAGAGGUGGACAAGAUAGAAAAGAAAAAGGAGAAGUUAGAAGAUGUUCUAAAAGAAAAGAAAAAAGAACAUGGUAAAUGUAACAGAGAAUUGGCAAAAAUUGAACAAGAUAUAAGAGAAGUGGAAGUAGAAAUUUCUAAAAAGAAACCUCAAUUUAUAAAAGCCAAAGAACGUGUCAGUCACAUGCAAAAAAAACUUGAUGGUGCAAUUAAGACUCUUGAUCAGGCUAGGAAAGCGCACGAUGCUCAUAUGGACGAUAUUAAAAAAUUGGAAGAUGAAUUGGCAAGUGUAGAAAAGAAAAAGGAAGAAUAUGAAAUGCAAAUUGCCGGAGAAUCGCAAAGUCAAGGAAGAGAUGUUCAUCUGGAAGAUGCGCAGGUUAGAGAAUACCAUCAUCUGAAAGAAGAAGCAGCAAAGAGAUCAGCUAGAUACAUGCAAGAAUUGGAUUCUGUUAACAGAGAACAAAAGGCCGACCAAGACCGUUUAGAUAAUGUGUCAAGAAGUAGGACAGAUGCAGAAAAUAAACAUAGACAAAAACUACAUGAAAAAGAAGAAAUGGAAAAGAGAAUAGAAAAACUUGCUGAACAUAUAAGAUCAAUGGAACAAGCUUUACAAGAUCAAAGACAACUCAGAGAGGAUUUACAAUCUGAUGUUGGUUUCUCGAAAGAUAGAGUACAUGAAAUUCAAAACCAGUUGGAUGAUGUAGUGGAGCAACUUGGUGAUGCUAGAACAGAUAAACAUGAGGAUGCAAAAAGAAAGAAAAAAGAAGAAAUUGUAGAAAGGUUCAAAAGUAACUAUCCAGGAGUAUAUGACCGAAUGCUUAACAUGUGUCACCCAAUACACAAACGCUACAAUGUCGCUAUAACCAAAAAUUUAGGCAAAUAUAUGGAUGCCAUUGUGGUAGAUACAGAACAUACCGGUAGACAAUGCAUCAAAUAUUUGAAGGAACAGAUGCUGGAACCAGAAACAUUUCUUCCUCUGGAUUAUCUUCAGACGAAACCGAUUAAAGAAAGGUUGAGAAAUAUCACUGAGCCCAAAGGCGUGAAACUAAUUUAUGACGUACUUCAAUUUGAGCCUCAAGCUAUCACGAAGGCAGUAAUGUUUGCCACUAACAAUGCUCUUGUUUGUGAAACUCCAGAGGAUGCUAUGAAAGUUGCUUAUGAACUGGGAGGAAGAUUGGAUGCAGUUGCUUUAGAUGGUACUUAUUAUCAAAAAUCUGGAAUUAUAUCAGGAGGAAGUUUAGAUCUUGCCAGAAAGGCUAAACGAUGGGAUGAGAAACAUAUGGCACAGUUAAAAGCUCAAAAGGAGAAAUUAACUGAGGAGUUGCGUGAGGCUAUGAAAAAAUCUCGCAAAGAAUCUGAACUGAAUACAGUGGAUUCUCAAAUACGUGGACUCGAAAAUCGAUUAAGAUAUGCCAAAACUGACAUGGACAGCACAAAAAAACAAAUAAGUUUAGUAGACAGAGAAUUGGCGCAUCUCAAUGAAGAAAUGAAAAAGUAUUGUCCACAAAUCGAGGCAAUCGAGAAAUUGAUGCACACCCGAGAACAGCAAAUUGAAGAAAUCAAAUUGAAGAUGAAUAGUGUUGAAGAUGUCGUAUUCUCUGAUUUUUGCCGUGAAAUCGGCGUUAAAAACAUAAGACAAUAUGAAGAUAGAGAGUUGAGGGCUCAAGAAGAAAGGAAGAAAAAAAGAUUAGAAUUUGAAAAACAAAUCAAUAGAAUCACUAGUAAUUUGGAUUUUGAAAGAAGUAGAGAUACACAAAAUAAUGUAAGCCGUUGGGAACGUAGUGUAAAUGAUGAAGAAGAAAAACUGGAAACAUGCAAGAAACAAGAAGCUAAACAAAGAGAUGAAAUUGAUAAAGAUUUACAACAAGUGGAACAGUUAAAAGCGGCUCGAUUAAAUAAGAAACAAGAAGUGGAAGCUGCUGAUGAAGAAGUCGGGAAAGCUCGAAGAGAAGUAGGAGCGAUGGCUAAAGAUGUACAAGCUGCUCAAAAAGCUGUAGUAUCUUUGGAAGGAAAAAUUGAGGGAAAGAAGAGUGAACGGCAUACCAUUCUAAUGCAAUGUAAGAUGGAUGACAUUGCUAUACCUAUGAUAGUAGGAAAUAUGGAAGAUAUUGCUGCUGCGGAUCCUUCCCAAUCUUCUUCGGGUGCCGAUACAAGUAGUAGUGCCCAACAACAUGAAAAAGAGGCCAGAAUUAAAAUCGAUUAUAGCAGUUUAAAUGAAAACCUCAAAGAUCUUGAAGAAAAAGAUGAAAUAAAAAAACAAGCUGACAAGCUUCUAAAAUCAAUACAUCAAUUGCAAGAUACCCUUACGAAAAUUCAAGCUCCAAAUAUGAAAGCUAUUGAAAAACUGCAGUUGGCUUGUGGUAAACUGCAAUCAACAAAUGAAGAAUUUGAGAAUUUGAGAAAACAGAAUAAGAAAGCAAAAGCUGGCUUUGAAAGAAUUAAGCAACAGAGAUAUGAAAGGUUCACCAAAUGUUUUGAUCAUGUUUCCAAUGAAAUUGAUGGAAUUUACAAAUCCUUGGCUCAGAAUCAAUCUGCACAAGCCUUUUUAGGUGCUGAAAACCCUGAAGAACCAUAUUUGGAUGGUAUAAAUUACAAUUGUGUUGCCCCUGGGAAACGUUUCCAACCUAUGUCCAAUUUAUCAGGAGGUGAAAAAACUGUAGCUGCACUCGCUUUACUUUUCGCCAUUCACAGUUAUCAACCGGCACCAUUCUUUGUAUUGGACGAAGUAGACGCAGCUUUGGAUAAUACUAAUAUAGGAAAAGUUGCCAGAUAUAUUAGAGAAAAAACGGAAUCACUACAAACGAUUGUUAUUUCUUUAAAAGAGGAGUUUUAUUCACAUGCUGAUGCGUUGAUUGGUAUUUGUCCUGAGAUUAAGCCUGCCGAUUGUUUAGUUAGCCAAGUAUUAACGUGCGAUUUAACAAAGUAUGAAGAUUUUUGACAGCAUAAGCCAGAGAAUAUCCAAAAAACUAAAUAGUUUCCAUUUAGUUUUUCGUUCGUACUUGAAUUAAUAAAAUCAUCUGUGGACUAAUAUUUUAAGAGUAAAUAUUUUUCAACGGAGUUUAUUUCAGUUCUAAAUUGUCAAAUUUAUAAAUGUUUAUUUGAGAGGUAAGGAAGUUGUGUUUAGAAUAUAGAUUUUUUACUGUAUUAAUAUCAUUAAAAGGAUAUAAAUAAAGGUUUUUUUGAAAAUUUUU
Diorhabda carinulata is the source of this 4096-nucleotide messenger RNA. RefSeq names its product structural maintenance of chromosomes protein 1A (gene SMC1). Gene Ontology annotation, cellular component: chromosome; nucleus; cohesin complex. The record is from RefSeq and is a predicted model, not a curated record. The transcript is spliced from 17 exons. Gene Ontology annotation, molecular function: ATP hydrolysis activity; ATP binding; DNA binding. Gene Ontology annotation, biological process: sister chromatid cohesion. NCBI's taxonomy places the organism in Eukaryota, Metazoa, Arthropoda, Insecta, Coleoptera, Chrysomelidae. The coding region runs from base 169 to 3843 and encodes 1224 amino acids.